UGUCAUACCUUUACGGAACUUGAAACUUUGAGCUAACUGUAUAACGAAGGGUGUCCAGUUCAUUGCGCUCAGUUUCUAUAUAUAAAAAAUGGAAACAAAAGGAUAAGCAUAUACACGUACCACUUUUGAUUGAAGUAUUCCUGAUCCUUGCUUUGAAAUGUCGGGGAAGCUCGAGACUAAACACGAUGCUCAACGCUCUCACCUGUCUUCCUUCACUAUGAAGCUGAAGCACAAAUUCCACUCUCCUAAACUCAAACGGAGUCCUUCUAAGAGUGUCCGCCAAACUCCCGAAGAAUACACCCGCAGUGUCGUCCCGAAAUCUGAAAACAAGCGUCAGAGUCAGUUAGAGGUCCAGGAGAAGGAGGUGGUCAGUGCCCUUCGGUAUUUCAAAAUCAUCGUGGAUAAGAUGGCUGUGGACAGCAGACUUCUAGGGAUGCUUCCAGGUUCUGCCAGCAAGGUUCUGGAGGCCGUUCUACAGCUGUUCCAGACGGAACCCACCAUGCAGCAGCGCCCUGCAGUUUCCUGUCUCCUGGGUCCUGUCUACCAGAGUCUGGCUGACCUCAUCCACUGGUCUGACCAGGUCCUUCUGAACGGAGCCAACCAGGACGAUAAAGAUUCCACCGUCACCACAGUGAUCAAAGCAGUGCUGGAUGGUGUGAAGGAGCUGGUGAAGAUGACCAUGGAGACAGAGGAAGACGCUUCUCAGACACCCCCUGUCAGACUCGCAUCACCUUCCCCAUCUCAAGCCUCAGCCCCAGCCCCAUCUCAAGCCUCAGCCCCAGCCCCAUCUCAAACCUCAGCCCCAGCCCCAUCUCAAGCCUCAGCCCCAACCCCAUCUCAAGCCUCAGCCCUGGGUGGAGAGGAGAUGAGGAACAGGAUGGAGGCCUGGACUUUAGCCCACGUCCAGCCUGCUGAGCCCCAGCCCCGGCCCCAGCCCCAGCCUCUCCCCAGUCUGAGCAGGGGGGACGCCCCCCCUAAGCCCCCCAUCUCCAGUGGGAACGCAACAGAAAACAGUCCUCCAGUCCUCCCACCUAAGAGACGAUCAUCGGUCCCCAGACUCCUCCCCUCCUCCACCCUCCUCCCCUCCUCCAGGAUCGCUGUGGUGGCCCCCAUGAGGAGAACCACUCUCCCACCCCCCAACAGCAUCCUGAAUAUACAGGAGUGUGAGGAGAAGUGUGUGUCAGACUGCAGGGAGGAGACUGUGGAGUGGAGAGCGGAGGGUGUGCUGGAUCAGGCGUUCCCAAGAGGGAGCUGGUGGUGGGACAGAGGAGCAGGAGACUCCCAGGAGAGGCUCAACAGACUCAGUGGACCCAGUUUAACUGGCUCAGAAGACACCAACAGUGACCAGUAUGAUCCGGACUAUGAUUUCCUGCUAGAGGAUCUGUCCAAUCAGGACACCCUCCCUCCCCUAGGGGGCAGUCUCAGCCCUGUGGCCGAGGCCACCAACCACGAGCCCUCCUCAUCCUCCUGCCCUCCAGCCCUGCCAGAGAAGAAGCGCAGAAGCCACGCCCCCCAGAGCCCUGUCUCCCAGAGCCCCGCCCCUUCAGAGCGUUGUCUCUCCGUUUACGACAACGUCAGCUGUGAGGACGACUGUCCGACUCCACCGUUCCCGCUCUUCCUCCCCAUGUUUCGCAGCAUGGACCAGGAUGAUCUCCCCCCCAAUAGCCCGCCUCCUCUACCAGAGAAGAAGACCCGUCACAUAUUGCAGUACAUGCAGUUUGUGGAAGACUACUGUGAGCCUCAGCCCUCGAUGUUCUACCACAGCAACCAGAGCAAGAGCUCCUACCACCUGAGGAACCAACGUUUCCAGGAGGCCUGCCAGCUCACGGACACCCUCCCCGCGCCCUCGCUGCCCCCCAAACAGAGACAGCAGGAUGACAGCAGUGCUCCGGAGGACUGUCAGGAGAUGCCUAGCUCAGAGAGUCUUCAGACAGACACAAGCGACCCGGACCUGACAGAAGACUGUAGUCUCAGCAACCAGGAGAAGGAGAGUUUGUCCCUGGUCGACCACUCACAGAUCAAGUCCCUGCUCACCCUAAAACAGGAGGACGAUGAUGGCCCAGAUGUGCGGGCAGGUCCUGGUGACAUCCUAUUGGUCCAUGCCACAGAGACAGACCAGCAAGAUAUAGUGAUGUACUACGAAGCCUUCUUGACCACCUACAGAACCUUCAUCACCCCCGAGGACCUGGUUAAGAAGCUGCACUACAGGUACAGCCGGUUUUGCCACAGCACGGACGCCAGCAGGAAGGUGGCGAGCCGGAACAGCUUCUGUGUCCUGGCCCGCGUGGUCGAUGAGCUCUGUGGAGUGGAGCUGUCAGAGGAGCUUCUGCGCUUCCUGUUGGAGCUGGUGUUCCGACUGCUUAUUGGUGGAGAGCUCAAUCGGGCCCGUCUCCUCCGAUCUAACAUCCUGAACAAGGUGGAGAAGAGGAGGAGGCUGAACUCCACCCUCUGCCUUUGCCCGUUGGCCGCACGCGGUGUAGCCGCCAGGCCAGGGACGCUGCAUGAUUUCCGAAGCCAUGAGAUAGCUGAGCAGCUUACGCUCCUGGAUGCUAAGCUCUUCUACAAGAUCGAGAUUCCUGAGGUGCUGCUCUGGGCCAAAGAGCAGAAUGAGGAGCGUAGUCCAAACCUGACACUGUUCACCGAACACUUCAACAACAUGUCCUACUGGGUGCGUUCCUUGAUCAUGCUGCAGGAGAAGGCGCAGGAAAGAGAGAAGCUUCUCCUCAAAUUCAUCAAAGUCAUGAAACACUUAAGAAAACUGAAUAACUUUAACUCCUACUUGGCAAUCUUAUCAGCACUGGACUCCGCCCCUCUACGGAGACUGGAGUGGCAAAAGCAAACGUCUGAGAGCUUGGAAGAAUACAGCUCCCUGAUAGACAGCUCCUCUUCCUUCAGAGCGUACAGAACAGCACUGGCUGAAGUUCAACCUGAACACCCCUGCAUACCUUACUUGGGCCUGAUCUUGCAGGACCUGACGUUUGUCCACCUGGGGAACCCGGACUUGGUGGAGGGUAAGGUCAACUUCUCCAAACGCUGGCAGCAGUUCCACAUCCUGGAUAGCAUGAGGUGCUUCCAGCAAAAUCAUUACAGUCUCAGACAAAACGAGGACAUUGUCUCCUUCUUCAACGACUUCAACGACCACCUGGCGGAGGAGGCCCUGUGGGAGCUGUCUCAGAAGAUCAAGCCUCGCAACGCCACGCGGCGCACAGAGCCACAGGAACGGACUUAGCCCCCGUUGGGAGGACGGCACAUGUGAGGCAGGACUAGUCUGUCACCUCCCAGGGGAAAGACAGAGGCAACACCAGGGGGAUACAUGGGAUCGGACUAAUGACACACUCCAGAGACAGUCUCUCACUGGACCAAGGACCCACUGGAGGUCCCCUUGAACCAAGGAGAGCUGGAGAGCUGGGUGAUGCAGCCUGGGGGGAAAUCACAGGUGGCACUUGUAUCUACUGUGUAGGAGAAGUACUGGAGAAGUACUAGGGUGACCAGACGUCCUCUUUUAUCCGGACAUGUCCUCUUUUUGACCUAAAAAAUGUGUCCGGCAGGGAUUCCAAAAUCGUCCAGGAUUUUGCCUCGUUGGAUAUUUGUGUUUCUCUGGGUCUUUCACAAACUAAUUAUUACGCCCCGGCCCUACAAGUUUUGGAAGUGUAUCUCCCUUACGUUCCACCUUCUUGCGCGAUCUCUGACCGUAGAGAGAACUGUCAUUGGUCAACCGCCUUUUUAGUGUUGCCAGAUGCACGAUAAUUAUCCUCCAAAUACGAUGAUUUUGAGCCUUUGGUAUGAUACCUGCACCUUUCCGCCUUUAUUGAAUAUAUGAGGAGGACUGAAAAGUGUCUUAAUUUUCUUAUAUGUUAAUAUAUGACCAUAAACAAUGCAUUAUUUAGAAUUUUGUAUUUGGUUUCGAUAUUGCUUUAAUAUAUGGAUGAGACACAUUAAAGACAUUAAACAACCACUGAAAACCACAGAAGCGAAUAAGUGUCCUCUUUUUCACAAACUCAAAUCUGGUCACCCUAGAAGUACUGUACUGUGUAGGAGAAGUACAGUAGAAGUACUGUACUGCAUAGGAGAAGUAGGCCUACUGUAGAAGUACUGUACUGUGUAGAAGGAGCACAAUAGGCUUUAUUGAACAGCCUUUCCUGCCAGAAAGAGAUCAUAAUCAUAAUUGUGUCAUUAAAUCAAAAUCAUGUGUAAUGGCACCAGAAAGUCUGAGGUACUUGGAAAGCAGUGGCUUUAUUGUAAAACUGAAGAUA
Messenger RNA from Hypomesus transpacificus, 4253 nucleotides. It is a transcript of the gene rapgef1a, whose product is annotated as Rap guanine nucleotide exchange factor (GEF) 1a. The transcript has 23 exons. Bases 158 to 3229 code for a protein of 1023 amino acids. Gene Ontology annotation, biological process: positive regulation of GTPase activity; Ras protein signal transduction. Lineage: Eukaryota; Metazoa; Chordata; Actinopteri; Osmeriformes; Osmeridae. The record is from RefSeq and is a predicted model, not a curated record. Gene Ontology annotation, cellular component: plasma membrane. Gene Ontology annotation, molecular function: guanyl-nucleotide exchange factor activity.